GUUCUCUUUCGCACAGCAUCAGCCUUGAGGAGAAGAGAGGCUGCGCCACCCAGCGCCUAACCCUAACCCCAACUUUUUGACUCGUUUGUCGAUCUCUGCUUCGCUAUGGCUGACAAUGAGGAGGUGAUGGCCGACGCCCCAGCUGAGGCGACGGCCGCCGCAGAGCCCGCGCUCGGGGAGCCCAUGGACAUCCUCACAGGGUUGCAGAUCGUUUUGAAGAAGGCGCUCGCUCACGACGGCCUCGCCAAGGGUCUUCACGAAAGCGCCAAGGCCAUCGAGAAGCACGCCGCUCAGCUGUGCGUGCUCGCCGAGGACUGCAACCAGCCUGACUACACCAAGCUUGUGCAGGCUUUGUGCCAGGAGCACAACGUGAACCUUAUCUCUGUCCCCAGCGCCAAGAAGCUCGGUGAAUGGGCUGGUCUCUGCAAGAUCGACUCCGAGGGAAAGGCUCGCAAGGUUGUUGGAUGCUCCUGCGUAGUGGUGAAGGAUUACGGUGAAGAAACCGAGGGACUUAAUAUCGUGAGGGAGUACGUCAAGAGUCAGUAGACAUGGCUGCUUCUGGAUGGUUUGCGUAGGGUUGCGAGUUUUAGUUGCCCGCACGGGCGUUGUAGCUGGUGAGCCUGCGCAGUUGCACUCUGAAACAAUGGUUAUCGAACUUCACUGAUUUAAGAAACUUACUUAUUACUCGUCGACUCUAA
This is a messenger RNA of Physcomitrium patens, 698 nucleotides long. Its product is annotated as small ribosomal subunit protein eS12. The record is from RefSeq and is a predicted model, not a curated record. Gene Ontology annotation, cellular component: ribosome. Gene Ontology annotation, biological process: translation. Gene Ontology annotation, molecular function: structural constituent of ribosome. NCBI's taxonomy places the organism in Eukaryota, Viridiplantae, Streptophyta, Bryopsida, Funariales, Funariaceae.